UCUAUUUAAUUUGCAACUGUAGAAGAAGUUAUACAGUAUUAUCUUUACUUAUGUGAGUCCAAACCAUCAACUUCUCUCAAAAACUUAGUUUGUUGUCCAAACAAAGGUUCUACAUUUACACUGAAUUGUCCAGAUUCUUGAGAGAACUGCUGCAUUAUAUCUAAGCUGAAGGUUUCAUGGGAACUUGGUGGAUACAGAACUCGUGACAUACAAUGUGUUUUACAGUUAGUAAUAUUUAUAAAAUCUUAAUCUAAAUUAGCUUUACAGUUAUUUAACAAGUCUUAUUUUUAGGAAAGAAGUCGAGGCUGUAGUAUUGAAAUACAAAAAGCUGCAAUCGCUAAGAAACAGAUCAACACCAGGAGCAAUAAAAUAUAAAGAGAACUUCUUAAUAGAAUAUUAAAGGGUAUUCUGGUUAGGACAUGAGAUACAAAUCAUGAUUGAUGAAAUAAAAAUGGAUAGAGAAAGAACUGAAGAAAGUAAAUGUAUGGACAUUAUGUUCUUGAAAAUGCAGAAGAAAAAAAGACAAGGUUGUCUCAUAAAGAAGAGCAAAGUUUAUUACUGCCUAAAGAUAUUUUAAAGCGUACAGCACUAACUGCUGUAGGAGAAAGUCUUUCUAUCAAUCAGCACACUGUUAUCAUAAACAGUGUUAUAGCUAUUUCAGGAAGAGAAAUAAAUAAAUUUGUUGUGUCCAAAUCAUCAUCUCUUCUGUAGAUAAAAGUAAUAAAUUCGGAAGCUCAAAAAAUUAGACAGUAUAUAAAAGACUUGACUGACUCCAAAUAUAAGCUGAUUUCUGUUCACUUUGACUAGAAAAUAUUUAAAGAAUAUACAGAUAAAGUUUCAGUUACAAGAGAAAGAUUAGCAGUACUAGUGAAAGUCAAUUGGAAAACUGAGCUCCUAGGUAUUUCUUAUAUUGAGUCAGGUUCUGGGGAAAUUCAGUUCAAAACAGUUUAUAAUCUAUUAGAUUCUUUUGGCCUUAGUCAUCAUAUACAGUGUAUAUGCUUUGAUACUACAGCUUCCAACACUGGAAAGCACCAAGGAGUUAUAACAAGAAUGGCCGAUAAGUUGGGAAGGCCACUACUUUUCCUUGCCUGUAGAUAUCAUAUAUUAGAAAGACAUAUUACCCACUUUAACAAGAUAUAUCCCAGUAGUAAAACGUCUGGUCUAGAAAAUCAGCUCUUUAAACACCUGAAAUCUGUCUGGAAUGACCUUGAAAAAGACAUUGUUAUAUUGAAGAGGAUUGAAACUCCAAAUGGAACUUGGAUAAAUAAACAACAUCUUGAGGCUGAAAAAUUCUACAGAGAUGUAAUAGAUAACAGGAUCUACAAAAAGGAUGGUAAAUCAAGAAAGGAUUAUCAAGAGUUAGCGGAACUAUCUUUGAUGGUAGUUUCUCAAAAAGAUAGGUUCAAAUUUCGUAUUUCAAUACAUCAUACAAGGUUCAUGUCAAAAGCGUUGUAUUAUCUUAAAAUGUAUUUACUAUUGGAAGCUAUUCCAAGUUUAUCAGAAGAAAAUAAAAAAAAGAUUUGUGAAAUGGCUAUGUUUGUCGGUAUCUUUUACACUCAAUGGUUUCUUAGAGCAGUAUCGGCAACUGCUGUGCCAUAUUAGGAUAUGAAAGCUCUGUGGCAGAUGAAGAGUUUCAUGGAUAUAAAUCUUCUUGGAGCUACUUUAGCAAUAAAAUCUGCUGGUACCUUGAUCCUGCCUUAGUUGUGUUUGCAUUAGCAGAUAAACAUUUCCCAAACAGAGAAGAUAUUGCCACAUCAUUAUACAAUAAACUUCCCAUCAAACCAAUAGUGUAUCCACUUGAACGUGUUAUGGUCAAUAAAGAGGUUCUUCACUCUCUAGACUUUUUACAAGAUCAGCCUCCAUCUCUUUGUUCUCUAAUAACUGAGCAAUCUUGACUCAUCUUUGAUAAGACGGGACAUGAAAAGGAUGAGUUGCAGUGGUUUAAGAUCUCCUCGCAGUUUUAAAAGUUUAAUGAUUUUUAUCUUGAGUUUGAAUUUACUAUUAAAUCUUUAGAUGUGGUUAACGAUUCGUCAGAGAGGACAAUAAAUCUAGUAAAAGAGCUGAUUGGAAAAUCAACGAAAGAGAAGAAGAGACACGAUUUGUUCUUGUUAAACUAUGUUUACAAAAGAAAUAAAAAAGGGACAAAGAAAAGCAAAUGUAAUUAGUAGUAAUUUAAAAUGCUAAUUUUUGGUUAUUUAAAAUUAAAAAAAAAAAAAAUUUUAAAAUUACUUUAAUUUUGUUUUUAUUUAUUCCCAAUUCUCUACCUGCAACUUGUAAUAAAGUUAUAUCAUUAGGGGAGUGGUAAUCCAACUUCAUCUAGAGUUAUCUCUAAGUUUAACAUCAAAAAU
Molecule: messenger RNA, 2348 nt
Organism: Hydra vulgaris (swiftwater hydra)
Lineage: Eukaryota; Metazoa; Cnidaria; Hydrozoa; Anthoathecata; Hydridae
Source: RefSeq, a predicted model, not a curated record